Messenger RNA from Manduca sexta (tobacco hornworm), 2162 nucleotides. RefSeq lists its product as uncharacterized. Bases 305 to 1177 code for a protein of 290 amino acids. The transcript has 7 exons. The record is from RefSeq and is a predicted model, not a curated record. NCBI's taxonomy places the organism in Eukaryota, Metazoa, Arthropoda, Insecta, Lepidoptera, Sphingidae.
AGUAAAAAUCUCGCAUACCAGAUAACCUAGAUAUAGCAAAUUCAUGCUAUGAUACCUACUUUGGUUCACAAGAGUGACAAUGGCGGCUGCAUACAUGCCAUACCACAAAAAAACGUGUUUUUUGUUCCGUGGUUUUUACGUAUCCAUUCGAGUAUAAACUCCCUAAAACCCGCUGAUUCUUAAAAAUUACGGCAUCCCCCAGAACAGAUACGUAAUAAACCACAAAUAAUUUUGCCGCUGGCCAAAUUCAAUGUUGUAUUGUUAUUAAGGAUACACGAGUGUUAUUUACUUAAAACUCUGUAAUAUGUAUUUGUUAUUAUUCGUUUGUUGGUUGUGCAUUACCGUAGCAGAAACUAUCGGUAGCGAUCUCACGGGUAAUGUUAUUGAGUAUGAAGUAGGCGAGGUAUUGCAAUUUUCAUGUAAAAAUGGAAGCUCACGAUGGAAACGUCUUUACCAGGUGCGCCAUGAGCUGGAUGGAGUUAACAUCACUGUACCUAGCGAAACAGAAUCUAUGAUUAAUCUGACUUACACUAUAAUCGCUCAUGAUUUCGACCAUGAGUCCAAAGUAUUUUGUGUUAGAAAGCAGAAAAUUUUUAAUGAAACAACAACUUAUCAAGUUAUAGAAAGUGAGCCCAAGAUACUGAGUUUGAGAUCAGGUAAUCGUUCUGCAAUAUGUGAGAAUCGUCAUGAAGGAAAAAAAUCAAAUAAUCAUUACUGCAAAAAGAUAAAAAACAUGAGAAUAGACAAUGGAAACGACGUAACUGCAAUUCAAGAAAAAGCUGUCCUACUGAAAAAUACAGAUUCUGGUUGCAUAUCUUUUUGUACUAAUUUGCAUAAAAUUGGAUCUAAUAAGUACACGCGGAACAUUUAUAACAAAACUAAGUAUUUAUAUCACCAAAGGCCUUGGUUACCCAUCGGAGCUAUUACCGAAGUCGCGCUCAUUCUUAUACUGGUUACAAUUUACUUAUUUCUUCGGAAAAAGAGGCAUAGACCGGCUAACGUCACCACACGGUCUAAAGAAGACGUUGAACAAUUAUACGCAGCCCCUCACCAACUCGUCUACGCAGAAUUGGAAUUGGCUAACAGGAGUCCCAGCGUUAAUGUGCCACCAGUCAGAGAGGAAGCACAAUACACACAAAUCAUCGGAUGUGUGGCAAAAAAAAAACAAACCAUUUGAAACUAUUCUCUUAUAGACAGUGGCGGCCUUAAGGUGAACCCGUCUAUGCCUCGCGCGAUGAUUUGGAGGACUUUUGUUUACGAUAUUACCGAUAAAACUGUUGAAAGCCGGGAAACUUUUGUUACUUUCACCUGGAGCCUCGCGUCGGUUAAGGCCGCCAUUACAAAUAGAUAUUGAAAAUCAAGGAGCAUUGUAUUCUGCGGUAAAGGGCUAUUGUGAGCGAAUCCGAAUAUGGGCGAAGUCUCUUAUAAAUAUAUGAUUAUUGAAUGUAAUGAUCAGACAAAUAUUCAAGAUAGUAUUUAUUGAAUCAACUACUUUUUUUUACUUUUUAUUAUAGAAAUCUUAUCUUAGGUACAAAUACUUAUUAUAAAUGAAAUGCAUUUGAAAAUGUUUUUUAGAAGCAAAGGCAAAAACUGUUGAACGCAUUUGGAUAACACUUGGUAGAACAAGUCCUAGAUUAAAUUAUGGACUGCCUCGAUGGCGUAGUUAUAUAACUUGAGUGGUACUUACGAUCUGAGAUCUCGGGGUUCGAAUCCACGAGUCGGGCAAAGUUCGCCUGCUAUCACAUCAUGUGACGGAAUACACACUGCGAAAAAUUAAUGCACUAGUUGCGCCUCUGCCUACCCCUUCAGGAAUAAAGACGUGAGUGUGUGUAUCUUAUUCUUCUUAUGCCAAUAGUCUACUUUCUUAAGAAAUAAGUAAGUAUUUGAAAUUUGUUAUCUAUUUUUUUAAUAGAUGGCGCUGACGUCGUUCAGAUGACGCUAUAGUUCGUUAGUCUCUCAACCAAUCACAAUAAAACGACACCGGACACAGAGUCGUGUGAUGUUUUUUGCCACAUUCUAAGGACACUGAGUAGUUAUUAGGGCAGACGACUUUCUUCAUAUCAUAAUUUUCGGGGCAGUCGUUUCUACUGUGUAGGUAUUAUCACAUUACGACAAAUAAAAAAGUGUUUGUAACAAUUAUUUAUUAUACAUAACAUGGUCAA